AUGUUGUGGAUAAAUAUAGCCUUGCAAAGUUUCCAACAAAAGAAAUCAUCGACAAAAGAAAUUGUCAACAAAAAGAAUCAUCGACAAAAGAAAUCAUCAACAAAUAGAAUUGUCAACAAAUGGGAAUCGUCAACAAAAGUAAUUGUCAAAGGAGAAAGAAAAGUUAAGGCUUGA
Dentiscutata erythropus is the source of this 174-nucleotide messenger RNA. The record is from the annotation of a GenBank genome assembly. NCBI's taxonomy places the organism in Eukaryota, Fungi, Glomeromycota, Glomeromycetes, Diversisporales, Gigasporaceae.